This is a messenger RNA of Pseudomassariella vexata, 853 nucleotides long. RefSeq names its product multi protein bridging factor. The record is from RefSeq and is a predicted model, not a curated record. NCBI's taxonomy places the organism in Eukaryota, Fungi, Ascomycota, Sordariomycetes, Amphisphaeriales, Pseudomassariaceae. The transcript is spliced from 2 exons. Gene Ontology annotation, cellular component: nucleus. Gene Ontology annotation, molecular function: DNA binding. The coding region runs from base 119 to 592 and encodes 157 amino acids.
UUCAAAUCCUUUCCUAUCACCACUACACAUAUAAGACCACCCAACAGUCAUCAAUCCGCAACGAAGCCAACUAUCAACGCAAUACCCCAAAAGCACAUACGCAUUAUAAACCGACACUAUGUCCUACGUAGAUGACACGCCCGUUGUUAUCGGCAAGAGCCGUGGCCCUGGUGGGGGUGCCCAGCGCGAAACUGUCGUGCGCGGCAAGGGUGCCCUCAACGCCGCCAUGCGCAGCGGUAACGUUGCAGCCGAGAAGAAGUUCGCAGCCGGCAACGCCGCCAGCAAGCCCGGCGUCGAAGGCCAGCGCCUGACCAAGGUCGACCGCUCCGACGACAUCAUCAAACCCAACACGGUAGGCAAGGUGGUGGGCGAUGCCAUCAGCCAGACGCGGCAGAAGAUGGAGCCUAAGAUGACGCAGAAGGACCUGGCGACCAAGUGCAACACUACCCCCACGGUGAUCGCCGACUUUGAGCGCGGCACCGCCACCCCCGACCAGAAGGUUCUUGGUGCCAUGGAGCGCGUCCUCAACGUCAAGCUCCGCGGCACUGGCAUCGGAGAGCCCCGAUUCAAGAAGAAGGACGACAAGAAAUAAACGGGACUUUCGUGAAAAUAAUCGAAGAAGGGUUGAGUCGGUGAUGGACUAAACUCUAACUAACUAGCUGGCAGAAAUGGGAAAUGAGGACUGUUCAGCAAAGGUAGCCAUUGAGGAUAGACGUUUUUAUUAGCAUUCGAUCCCUUUACAGAUGACCACUCUUUGAGAAGUGGCUCUGGAUCACGUUAGACCGUUAGACACAAGAGAUUCGACCACAACUUCUUCAGAUUUGAAUCUGGGCUUUAUUCAAGACUCAUGACA